AUCCCGAUCUCGGCCGUGCCGGGCAGUGCCGGGAGAGUCGAUCCCGAUGGUGCCGGACUGUGCCGCAGGCUCCGAUCCCGAUCCCGGCCGUGCCGGGCGGUGCCGGCUCCGCCGCUCCGAUCCGGGUUCCCGGCGGAGGCGGAGCCGCGCAGGGAGGAUCCCGGGACGAGCCGUGGCGGAGCGGCCAUCGCUCGGCACCACCCGGCUCAGCUCGGCCCGGCCCGGUGCAGCGCGAACGGACCGGGGCGGGGGCAGCACCGGGAGGGUGUCCCGGGGCCGGGCUGUCCCCGCGCGGGGCCGUGCCGCGGUGGGCAGCCCCCGGCCCCGCCGUGCCGCGGUGCCGGCCCGGACCCCCCGGCAGCGAUGGCCGCCCGCAUCCUGCACCGGCUGCGGCACGCGCUGGCGGGCGAGGGCGGCCGGGAGGAGCCGGCGGGCGGCGGCGGCGAGGCUGAGGAUUGCCCGGAGAGCUCGGAGCUGGAGGACGACACCGAGGGGUUGUCGACGCGCCUCAGCGGCACCCUGAGUUUCACCAGCCACGAAGACGAGGAGGAAGAGGAGGAGGGGGACGGAGCUAGCGAGGAGCUGGAGGAGCCGCCGCAGGCGCCGGGGACGGCAGCAGGCACGGAGGACGGAGGCAGGUGCUGGGGUGAGUGGGUCUCUGCGGCGGAGCGUCCCGGCAGCAGCCUGCUGACCCGGCAGCUGCAGGAGCUGUGGCGGAGGUCGCGGGGCAGCGUGGCACCGCAGCGGCUGCUCUUCGAGGUCACCAGCGCCAGCGUGGUCAGCGAGCGCUCUUCCAAGUACGUGCUCUACACCAUCUACCUGAUCCGCUCUGGCCAGUUUGACAAGGCCCCUGCCACCAUCGCCCGGCGCUACUCAGACUUCGAGCAGCUGAACCGCCGCCUGCGCUGCCGCUUCAGCUGCGACAUGGCCGGCGUCGCCUUCCCUAGGAAGAGACUGCGCCGGAACUUCACUGCUGAGACCAUUGCCAAGCGGAGCCGAGCCUUCGAACAGUUCUUGUCCCAUCUGCACUCCAUCGACGAGAUCCGCCGCUCUCCUGAGUUCCUCGAGUUCUUCUUCCUACCGGACCUGCAGGCCGCACAGCGCCUGACCUGCACCGGCAUGUACCGCGAGGCCCUGGCCACCUGGGCCAAUGCCUACCGGCUGCAGGACCGGCUGGGGGUCUGCAGCUCCGGCCGCUUCCUGCUGACACUGGCUGGACUGGCCGUCUGCCACCAGGAGCUGGACCAGCUCAGUGAGGCCCAUGGCUACUGUGAGCAGGCGCUGCAGCUGCUGGAGGCCCAGGGCAGCCACCCACUCCUGGGACCCUUCCUGCAGGCCCACGUCCACCUGGCCUGGAAGGUGGGCAAGGACAAGCGGCGCUCGGAGGCCCGGCUGCAGGACCUGCGGGAAGCUGGGUUGCCCCUGCAGCAGCAACCUUCUCUGAAGGAAUGCCUGAUCAAGGAACCUCUGGAAUAAGCCACCUGUGCCCACAUGGGUGAGAGGGCAAGGGCUGUGGGGGGCUCAUGCCUGUGGCAGCUGGGAACAGUAAGGGCAAUGCCGUGGGUGGCAAUAGGGCAGAGGAGCAGCACUGCAGUCCCACGGGCAGCACAGCCCAUGCCUGGAGCUGCCUCCUGAAUGCACUUUCUCUGUGGUUAGUCUGUCUUGCUGGGCUGGGGACUCAGGGGGGUCCACCACCCACAUGGGUGCUGCCAGAAGCUGCUCCCCCUCUCCUGGGGAUCCUGGAGUGGCUGAGACUUUAGCUGGGACGUACUGGCACCUUGCAAGGGAACGGGAAAGCUUCUGGCAGGGUCCAGGGCUCUUGCCGGGAACUUCCCAUGAAACUUACACAAUAGAAAGGACUUUAUUAAAUAAAGUCUUGGCAGGAAGAAGAGCAA
Molecule: messenger RNA, 1895 nt
Organism: Parus major (Great Tit)
Lineage: Eukaryota; Metazoa; Chordata; Aves; Passeriformes; Paridae
Gene: SNX21
Product: sorting nexin family member 21
Exons: 3
Coding region: 364-1476 (370 amino acids)
Biological process (GO): protein transport
Cellular component (GO): early endosome membrane
Molecular function (GO): protein binding; phosphatidylinositol phosphate binding
Source: RefSeq, a predicted model, not a curated record